AUGGCUUUAGAUACGUUAGAUUAUUCAGUAAUGGUAGCGUUGGCGCUUGCCAUAUUGGCAUAUUUAGGAAAGGAUAAAUUUUGGCCUGGAGACGAUGGAACGUCGGCCGGUUUUGUCGCUAAUAUGUCAGCUGGAGGUCAUUCAAGGGAUUUGAUAGAAACAUUGAAUAAAAAUAAUAAGAACUGUAUUAUUUUUUACGGGAGUCAAACAGGUACCGCCGAAGACUACGCGUCCAAGUUGUCCAAGGAGUUGGGUUCGAGAUUCGGGUUAAAGCCAAUGACAGUGGACUUUGCGGACUAUGAUUUUGAUAACUUUGCAGAAAUUAGUGAAGAUGUUUUAUGCUUCUUUUUGAUGGCUACUUAUGGUGAAGGGGAGCCAACAGAUAACUCUAUUGAUUUUUUCAAUUUCUUAGAUAACGAAGCAGACACACUCUCAUCAUUACGAUUCUCCGUGUUCGGAUUAGGUAACUCGACGUAUGAAUUUUACAAUGCGAUAGGUAAGAAAACUAAUGAAAGAUUACAAGAGUUAGGUGCAGAAAGAUUCAGUGCUUAUGGAGAAGGUGACGAUGGUUUGGGUACCAUGGAUGAAGAUUUCUUAAGUUGGAAAGACCUGGUCAUCGAUUCGUUAAAGAAUAACUUGAAUUUUGAAGAACACGAAGCAGUCUAUCAACCAAGUUUGAAAUUGAUAGAAUCGGUUCAUUCAAUGGAUGAUGCAGUGGUUUCACAUGGUGAACCAAAUUCCGCUUAUGUUUCAAAUUCAGUAGAUUUGUCUAAGGGUCCAUUUGAUCAUUCACAUCCAUUUUUAUCAAAAAUUGUAAAAACUCAAGAGUUAUUCAAUUCCAAGACAAGGUCUUGUGUUCAUGCAGAAUUUGAUUUAUCGGGAACCAAUUUAAGAUAUUCCACAGGUGAUCACUUAGCAAUUUGGCCAUCAAACUCAAAUGAAAAUAUCGAUAGAUUUUUAGAAGCUUUUGGUUUAUUCGAUAAAGCGGAUGUCGUUUUUGAACUUAGGGCUGAAGAUUCGACAGUUGCAAUUCCAUUCCAUACUCCAAUUACAUAUGGUGCCGUUGUUAGACAUCAUUUAGAAAUUUCUGGUGACGUCUCCAGACAGUUCUUUUUGGCAAUCGCCCAGUUUGCUCCAGAUGAAGAAACGAAGAAGGAGGUGUUAAGAAUAGGUAAUAGCAAAGAAUUUUUCGCUAAGGAAAUUCAUGAAAAGUGUUACAAUAUGGCGGACGCUUUAUUGAACCUUUCCAAUGGAAAGCCAUGGAAGAAUGUUCCUUUUGAAUUUAUUGUGGAAUCUGUUCCACAUUUGCAGGCACGUUACUACUCGAUCUCUUCAUCGUCUUUGUCCGAAAAAACGACUAUCCAUGUUACAGCGGUUGUUGAAUCUGAGAAAAUAGGAGAUCAAUUAGUGACAGGCGUUGUCACCAACUUAUUAAAAAAUAUAGAGAUUGCGCAAAAUAAUAAGUCAGAUAAGCCCACCGUUACAUACAAUUUGAAAGGCCCAAGAAACAAAUUUUCGAAUUACAAGUUGCCAGUUCAUGUUAGAAGAUCAACGUUUAAGUUACCUAGCAACCCAUCAACUCCAAUAAUUUGUAUUGGACCUGGUACUGGUAUUGCUCCUUUCAGAGGAUUUGUUAGAGAAAAAAUUUCUCAAAUAAAGACCAACAACGCCACUAUUGGUAAAGUAAUGUUAUUCUAUGGUUGUAGAAAUGAAGAUGAAGAUUACUUGUACAAAGAUGAAUGGCCUUCUUAUGCUCAAGUAUUAGGAUCACAAUUUGAAAUGAAUGUUGCUUUUUCUAGAAAGGAUCCUAAUAAGAAAGAGUAUGUUCAACACAAGUUAUUAGAAAAUGCUGAACAAAUUAAUUCAUUAUUAAAUGACGGGGCUUUUAUAUAUGUCUGUGGUGAUGCUUCUAAAAUGGCAAGAGACGUACAGAGCACUUUAGCUAAGAUCAUAGCUAAAGGAAGAGAUAUUUCUGAUGAAAGGGCCGCAGAGUUGAUUAGAUCUUACAAGACUCAAAAUAAAUAUCAAGAAGAUGUAUGGUAG
Messenger RNA from Debaryomyces fabryi, 2043 nucleotides. RefSeq names its product Ncp1p (gene NCP1). The transcript has a single exon. The record is from RefSeq and is a predicted model, not a curated record. Gene Ontology annotation, molecular function: FMN binding; NADPH-hemoprotein reductase activity; flavin adenine dinucleotide binding. Gene Ontology annotation, cellular component: cytosol. Bases 1 to 2043 code for a protein of 680 amino acids. NCBI's taxonomy places the organism in Eukaryota, Fungi, Ascomycota, Pichiomycetes, Serinales, Debaryomycetaceae.